CCAACAAAGAGAUCCGUUACCGCGACCACACAUACAAGCAAUACAACAACAACAUACAAUCGACACUUACGAUGUGACACAACACAGUGAUAGCACUCCGGCGGCACUCGCAACAAUAAACUCGCCACCGAACGUCUUUACAGCCGGGACAUGGAAUGUCUCAGGGUGCUCCCAACCGUCCGAUCGGGACGUCAUCGAUCAGUUCCUAAACGACAACAAUAUUGCUGUUGCCUGUUUGCAAGAGAUCCGUUUAGCCACCAGUAUUGUCGCUGCAGCACUACUCUGCAAUUCGCUGGAGAGUCCAGCGACGCGACAAAUCUCAGCGAUGUCAGAUGACUUGUCAUUUUUGGCGGUGACAUUUGGUUUGUUUUGACUGAUAAACUGCAUUAUUUUCAAAACUUUUCGAAACCGUAUUUCUCAAAAUCUUCAAACCGGUAAACACCAACGCUCUGAGGAGUUUUAAGAAGAAAAAUAAAUAUACAGGUGAAAUUGAGUAAAGACAAUGGCGAACAUCAUCAUCCAGGCAGUUAAAAACCAUCAAGCAGAGCCGAAUACUGUAUAUCAUGCACUAUACGGGCAUUAUUAUUUGGGAAUUUCUAAAAAAGAUCUUGCGAAAAUUUAUGGUAAAAGUUUAUCUACAAUUUACUCCUGGUUAAGAAGAUUCGAAAAUGAAGGUGUCUAUCAACGAAAAAAACGCAUUCAAAUCUACAAAAAGUUCCAAGUGGAAAUGAGAUCAUGGAUAGUGCAGUUGUAUCAAAAUCAUCCUUUGCUGUUCUUGGACGAAGCCAAAGAGAAAUUCCAGAAGCAGUUUCAUAUGACCAUCAGCGUAUCGUCGAUUUGUUUCAUUCUUCACGAGGCUGGGCUCUCGUGGAAGACGGUUGAGAGAAGGGCGAUUCAAAUACGGGAUGCCGAGAUCAUCAGAUUCAUGCGAGAGCUUUUGGCCAUCCCGUGGGACAUUUAUAAUUUAGUAUUCUUAGAUGAGGUUAGUUUCGAUAAUAGGGAUAUGCUGCGUCGGAAAGGAUAUGGAGUUGUGGGACAAAAAGUUAUUUUCAGUGGGGAAUUCUGCCGUCGACCUCGUCUCUCUUUUUUAUGCUUUUUAGGAGUAGACGGUAUGUUAGAUAGUUUUUGGACAAGUGGAACAUUUAACCGUUUAAUUUUUUUUGAAUGCAUUCGUGAGUUUGCGCUACAUAAUACAAAUGUUCAUCAAUACCCAGGAUUCAACUCAGUUUGGAUAAUGGAUGGGGCGAGAAUACAUUGCGAUGCUAACAUUAUUAGGUACCUGCGGUCGAUAGGCAUAAUUCCCAUCUUCCUUCCGGCGUACUGUCCUUUUUUUAAUCCUGUGGAAAUUAUUUUCGGACUCGUCAAAAAGCGACUGAAGAGGACGCACCAAGAGAAUACGCCCAUAAUGGGUGACGUAUGUGAUGCUAUGAGUUACUUCAGACAGUAUCCUUGUGAAAAUAUAUUCGCACAUUGUGGUUAUUAUCCCGGGGGAACAUUCUACCCAGAAAAAGGAUUGCAACAAAAUCCACAAGAUUUGGGUCUUGAUGUUUGCACAGAAUAA
Molecule: messenger RNA, 1561 nt
Organism: Armigeres subalbatus
Lineage: Eukaryota; Metazoa; Arthropoda; Insecta; Diptera; Culicidae
Exons: 2
Coding region: 503-1561 (352 amino acids)
Molecular function (GO): nucleic acid binding
Source: RefSeq, a predicted model, not a curated record